Messenger RNA from Sorghum bicolor (sorghum), 2560 nucleotides. RefSeq names its product piriformospora indica-insensitive protein 2. NCBI's taxonomy places the organism in Eukaryota, Viridiplantae, Streptophyta, Magnoliopsida, Poales, Poaceae. The transcript is spliced from 2 exons. The record is from RefSeq and is a predicted model, not a curated record. Gene Ontology annotation, cellular component: plasma membrane. Gene Ontology annotation, molecular function: protein binding. The coding region runs from base 638 to 2188 and encodes 516 amino acids.
UUGACACAAAUGGAACACGCUAUAAAGUUCGCUGUGCUGACCCUCGUGUCCUCAACCUCAUCCUUCUUCCUUCCUCCUCACUGCACAAGGCCACGCUAGUCCAACAUGGCUAGUACAUCCCUAUUCUAUUCCCUACCAGCGUAGAGAGGGAGACGCAGACGUUGCAGUAGCAGUAGAGCCAACGCGACACUGCUUGUGUGCUCUACCCCCUUUGCGAGGACAAGCCGGAGUCUCACAAGUCUCGCUAUCCUGGAAUCCUCCUCAGCACGACGCCAGACCGCCUGCCUGUUGUCGUCUGCGGCGCGCCGCCCGCCCGCCGCCCCGGCCGGCCGCUUCGGGAUCCCCAGAGCAGCUCUUUGGCAUAGGGGAAUGUCCCGGGUCAGCCACCGUCGCUUCUGCAGCACAGCGAAAGCACCGCAUUUAUUUGCCACCUAGAAGGGGCACACCUCGCGAGAGACCCAGCAGCGCCAGGCCAGACACAGCCAGCAGCACUCCAGCAGCAAUGGCUGCUGCUGCUGCUCCUAUAUAGCGGGCGCCGGGGCCGGGGCCGGGGCCGGUGCUCGAUCCAGUUCUGACUUCUGACUUCCUUCCCGACCGAGGAGGAGUGGUGUGCUGUCCGUUUCCUGUUCGUGUGGCGAUGAGGCCCGCUGGCGGUUGUUGCCGCCGCGGCGGCGGGCUGCUGGUUCUCGGCCUCGCGCUCUCGCUCUCGGCGGCGCUGCUGCUGCGUGGCUGCGCGGGGCAGCAAGCCGAGGACGACGGCUCGGCGGACGCCCCGGCGGCGGCGGCGGCGGCGGCGACGGCCCCCAUGGAGGAGAAGGAGCGCCGGGCCCUGUACGCCGCCAUCGAGAGCUUCGUCGGCAAGGGGUGGAACGGCUCAGGGCUCUACCCCGACCCCUGCGGCUGGUCUCCCAUCCAGGGAGUGUCAUGUGAUCUCUUCAAUGGGCUGUGGUACCCAACGGUGAUGAGCAUUGGCCCAGUUCUUGACAACUCGCUGCAGUGCGCCCCUGACGCCAAGUUCAGCCCGCAGCUGUUCGACCUUCGGCGCCUCCGGACGCUGUCCUUCUACAGCUGCUUCCCGGCGAGCAACCCCACGGCCAUCCCGACCGCCGGCUGGGAGAAGCUGUCGGGGACGCUGGAGACGCUGGAGUUCCGCACGAACCCGGGCCUCACCGGCGGCAUCCCGCCCUCCCUCGGCCGCCUGGCCAGCCUGCAGUCGCUGGUGCUGGUGGAGAACAACCUGACGGGGCCCGUCCCCGCCGAGCUGGGCGCGCUGUCGAGGCUGAGACGGCUGGUGCUGUCCGGGAACGGGCUGUCGGGGCCGAUCCCGGCGACACUCGGUAAUAACAACGACCGCCGCCACCGCCACGCCCACGAUGACGAGCUAUUGAUCGUGGACCUGAGCAGGAACUCUCUAACCGGCUCUCUGCCUUCGUCACUAGGUGGCCUCACGGGGCUCCUGAAGAUGGACCUGAGCAACAACCUGUUGCAGGGCAGCAUCCCGCCGGAGCUCGCGGGGCUCAAGAGCCUCACGCUGCUGGACCUCCGCAACAACAGCCUCACCGGCGGGCUGCCGCAGUUCGUGCAGUGCAUGGCGUCGCUGCAAGACCUGCUGCUGUCGAACAACCCGCAGCUGGGCGGCGCGCUGCCGCAGUCGGGUUGGGAGACGCUGGCAGCGAACCUGGCCACGCUGGACCUGUCCAACGUCGGCCUCGUGGGCGCCAUACCAGCGUCGAUGGCGAAGCUGACGGGGCUCCGGUUCCUGGCGCUGGACCACAACCGCCUGACGGGCGCCGUGCCGGCCGAGCUCGACCAGCUGCCCAGCAUCGGCGCGCUGUACCUGAACGGCAACAACCUGACGGGGCCGCUGCAGUUCUCGCCGGGGUUCUACCAGCGGAUGGGCCGGCGGUUCGCGUCGUGGGACAACCCCGGGCUGUGCUACAACAUCGCGGCCGUGGACGCGGCGCACGCGCCGUCGGGCGUGGUCGUGUGCAAGGACCUGCAGGAGCCCAGCGUGGCGCGGGACGGGGACGGGGAGGAAGAGGGCGGGAGGAAACCCGAGGCGAGCUCCAGCCUCGUGGCCUCGUCGUCGUCCGGUGGGUUUGUUGGCAGUGUCGGUGGGCACUGGUACCUGGUGGUGGUUCAGGGAAUGGCGGCUGCGGUUCUUGGAUUGUUGUCCCAACUACUAUAGCAAGCAACAGGUUGAGACACUUCGAUGGAAUGGAAGAACAAGGAGAAACUUGGUAGGUUAGCACGAAUUAGUUUCUGCGUGUUGUUUUUGGUAGUUUUUUGACUGGUGGCUGUGCUUCUGCUAUGCUCAUCGUCAGAUGGGGCGGAAAAAAAAGAAGUAAACAUGAAUCUGGGUGGUGGCUGUGAGCCAGAUUGCAGUAGAGUAGGAGUAACUACUAGGAAAUGAGUUCUUUGUGGACUGAAGGUGUGUAGUGGUGGAUAUUGUAGCUUCUCUUCCCCGAGGGGCUUUUUUUUUUGUGUGUAAUUAGGCCAUCUUUAGAUGGUGAAGGAAAAAAAUUCUCGACACUUUAGCACUUUUGUUUGUUUGUGAUAA